Molecule: messenger RNA, 1509 nt
Organism: Phycodurus eques (leafy seadragon)
Lineage: Eukaryota; Metazoa; Chordata; Actinopteri; Syngnathiformes; Syngnathidae
Exons: 10
Coding region: 106-993 (295 amino acids)
Source: RefSeq, a predicted model, not a curated record
UGCCUUCAUCCUCUUUUUCACUUCCAUCUGUUCCACAACUUCAGCUCGAGACUCAACAAUACACAUUAUUCAUAUUUGUAUUCUUGAAUUCUUUUCACGCGCACCAUGCUAGCAUUUACUCCGUCCUUCAUUACACUGGGCGUGGUUUUGGUCUCGUCUGUGGCGUCGCAAACGUCUCCAAGCUCUACGACAGACUCGGACCGACUAAACUUCACCAAUGGUUUCUACUCUGAAACUAUCGAAAACAGCAACAACACCAUCAUGAGUAGCACCAUGAGCUACGCUAACACCAAUGGUACCGCCACGCCCUGGACGGCUCAGGAAGGUAACAAAUCUGAAGGCACAUCUUAUGAGACCACACCUGCACCCAUGACCACUUCCUACAUCUACUCCACCAAAAUGAAGGAAAAUCAGAAGGACAAAAAUACCACCACAGCAAAGCCUUACACUACGAAGCGCUACGAGAGCACUGCCAUCAUCAUCCUCGUUUUGAUCAUCGUGGUAGCCAUCGGAUUUGGUAUCGCUUGCUACAUCUCGAAGAGGCGAGGAAGGCGCUACGCUGUCGACUUCUCCACGAGGGCUGAUGAAGCCAACAUCCCUCUGAGCACCGGGGAACCCGUGUUAGCCAAUGAUGGCGCGCCACACAACGGUUUGCAGACGUUUGAAAGUGGAGAGAAGCGAUCAAAAGAAGAAGAAAAAGAAGAAGCAGCAGCAAAAUCUGUGGAGGAAGAUGAGCCAAAAGCUGAAGCUGAGUCUGCAUCUCCACCUGCAGACGAUCUGCAGAACAAAGCCGAAGACGCCGAGCCAGUGAAAUCCGACGAACCAGACCAACAAAUCUCCCACGGGAGUCCGAAGAACGAGAACAAUAGCAACAAUGCCGACGUGGUGGAGAGGAAAGGUCGCAUGUCUGAUACUAAUGGAACUGUCAAAUCAAAUGCAGAUUUCAAAUCGCCUGCCAUCUUUUGGGAGAUUUCACUCGACGGCCAGGUGUGAGAAAUUACCCCACCCACCCCCAGUCGCUGUGCUGAUCUUCAUAAAACACGAUUAAGAGACAAAUGACUUCAGAAACGAAGAAAUGUAUUUGUGGUAAUAAUUAAUCCAAGGUAGCUAAAAAGUUAAAUAUUUGAAAGUGUUAUUAAUGACUCACUUAACAUCAGUGUCCGUUUUACGCUUUUUCAUAAAUGUAUGAAACAGUGUAGUAAUAGUAACACAUGACAUUGUAACAUGUAAAAAAAAACGAUUAAAAAUGCAUUUUUUUUUGUAUAAUAUUAUUUUGCUGACUUUCUGUCAGAUAUUCCAAAAGGGAGGUUAUACAAUAUUAAUUUUGUUUGCUUAUUGUCAUUAUUGUUAUAAUGUUUUGGUUUUAAUUGUUUAUCUGGAAUUGGUUUUAUUUCCUAAAGUUUGGUUCUUAUCUGUGUACAGCACUUUGUUUUCAUCUGUAUUUGUAUUUGCAGUGCUUUAUAAAUAAAGUUGAGUUUAGUUAAGUUAUAAUGCUGUACAGUAUUUGUC